Perca fluviatilis (European perch) is the source of this 2598-nucleotide messenger RNA. RefSeq names its product DnaJ heat shock protein family (Hsp40) member B1a (gene dnajb1a). Bases 385 to 1416 code for a protein of 343 amino acids. The transcript is spliced from 3 exons. The record is from RefSeq and is a predicted model, not a curated record. Gene Ontology annotation, cellular component: cytosol. Gene Ontology annotation, molecular function: transcription corepressor activity; Hsp70 protein binding. NCBI's taxonomy places the organism in Eukaryota, Metazoa, Chordata, Actinopteri, Perciformes, Percidae.
GUGUAUCCUCUCGGCUCGGUAGUGAUGACACACAUCAGCAGCAUCAGCUUCUUCCAGAAGUUUCCUCGUACUGUUUUUCAGCUCGGCGACAACACACGGACAGUCCUGUAUGACCACAUUGUUUUAUUUUGUGCGGUUUAAGUUAACUGACAUUCUUUCUCCUCGUCUCAGUUGUCUACGGACUGUGAUAAGUGAGGGAAGCUAACCUUGACCGUUAGCUAACUAGCAGUAACUGUCCGCAGCAGUGACAGCUGAGGCGGCGGCGGUGGUGGAGCGGGCUAACCCGGCCCACAAACGGGACAUCCUGAUGCACUCAACAGAAACUGAAGCAUCUGUGCUGAAAAUGUCUUUAUGAAGUCGAAGAAGAAGUGAGCGGUUAUUGACAUGGGUAAAGAUUACUACAAAGUGCUAGGAAUAGCCAAAGGGGCCUCUGAAGAUGAGAUAAAAAAGGCGUACAGAAAACAGGCCCUGCGCUAUCAUCCCGAUAAAAACAAGUCUCCCGGAUCAGAAGAUAAAUUCAAGGAGAUUGCUGAAGCCUACGAUGUUCUCAGUGAUGCCAAGAAAAAGGACAUUUAUGAUCGCUUUGGAGAAGAAGGAUUAAAGGGUUCUGCUGGCGGUGGAGGUGGAGGUGGAGGACACAGCGGUCAGAGCUACAACUACACUUUCCACGGAGACCCCCAUGCAAUGUUUACUGAGUUCUUCGGUGGCCGCAGCCCUUUCGAUCAUUUCUUCGCACAAAAUGGGGAGGAUGACAUGGACAUCAACAAUCCCUUUGCACCGUUUGGCAUGGGAAGAAUGCGUGGCAUGGACGGGUUUCAAAGAUCCUUUAAAUCCCACCCAGGAGGCCUUCGCAGACCGCACGAGAAGAAGAAGGACCCAUCUGUGAUGCACGAGCUGAAGGUGAGCCUGGAGGAGGUCUUCUCGGGCUGCACCAAAAAAAUGAAGAUUUCCCGCAAGAGACUCAACCCAGACGGCUGCACAGUGCGCAACGAAGACAAGAUCUUAACAGUCGACAUCAAGCGUGGCUGGAAGGAGGGGACGAAAAUCACCUUUCCCAAGGAGGGAGAUGAAACUCCCAGCAACAUUCCUUCUGACGUGGUGUUUGUAGUUAAAGAUAAACCCCACCCGGUGUUCAGAAGAGAGGGCUCGGAUAUAAUCUAUCCUGCAAAAAUAUCACUCCGAGAAGCGUUGUGCGGAUGCACAGUCAACGCCCCGACACUAGACGGCCGGACCAUCACUGUGACCUCCAGAGAUGUUGUCAAACCUGGAAUGAAAAAGCGAAUCGCUGGAGAAGGGCUCCCUCUAUCCAAGUGCCCCGAGAAGAGGGGCGACAUGAUCCUGGACUUCACAGUGACAUUUCCCGACAAACUGGGCCAAAGCACACGAGAUGCACUCAAGCAGAUCCUUCCACCAUGACAUGAAAUGAUAGAAGUUUGCCCCAAAAAUCCAGCAACACAGUCCCCUGUGCAGUUUAGCUUGGACGAUUGAGGCUCAGGGCAGAUUUGGUAUUCAGCUGUUUAAUUUUACCAUCUGAAUACCAAAUCCAUUUUCUUACCCAGCAUCCAGUCAGUUUAUUGAGUGUGUUAAGACUCGGAAACUUGACAGAGCAGCUUACUUUACGUUUCGUGUGUGUGUUUAGCGGAGUAACUGUGUUAAGUAAUAGCCUGCUACAAUGUCAGAUUCAGGCAUGAAAAGUAUAUAGUGUGUAUACAGAUAAUGAUACGAGUUGUCAUGUUAUAGGUUAUGGUUUGGCUGCAAGGAGACGAGUGUAUUUUAAGUUCACUUGGGAUUGUAAUAAACUACAUGAGGAUUUGUUUUCACAGCAGCAGAUUUUGGGAGUGCUUAAAGGGAGCACGCAGCCAGCUAAUUAACAAUCCUCAGGUAGUUUUGAACUACAUUACUCAACAGGACAUUAUUUUUAGUUGCUUUUAGAUAACGUUAUGGCAGUGUGGAUCCUAAAGGCCUUUUUAUGGUUGUGCGUAGAAUCAACGGUGUACCCCCGCAGACCCCUAUGCGUCUACGCCGUAGCCUGAUGUGCACCUUUCGAAAAAUGUUACUACAUGUCGCAGCGACACACGUCACUCGGCCGUGGCUUGGUAGCGUUGCAUUUCUCCCCGACUCAUUUCCUGGUUCUCCUUCUCCAUAAACAACAUGAAAUCAAGAAGAGGGUGAACUUUUCCUGCUACAGAUUUCCCACCUUGGUCAGAAAACACAGGGGUGUCUCUAGAGUCACUAUGACUCUAGAGACAUAGUGCCUCCGCACAACUGUAAACACAUGCCGGCGAGUACUGUCUCUAGAGUCACUAUGACUCUAGAGACAGUACUCGCUCCGAAGCUAAUCGCCGUCACUCUCUCCGUUCUCACCCACUCUCCACACACAGACACAUGCCGGCUCGACGCACACACCAGCGCACAAGUAUAAACAUCAGGCCACUUAGGUAGGCUAUGGCGAAAGCUCUGCGUGGAGCCUCCGCACAACUGUAAAACAGGCAUAAGAGGUAAUCUGAUCCUUGGUAUUGGCAUCAAUACUGACUUUCUGAAGAGGAGCAGUAUCAGCCGGAUGUGACCGAUCAACGUUAAAUAUACUUUUCUUGUCAA